AUGAUCAAGAAGGUGGAGUUUCAAGUCCUGAACAUAGCUUCAUGCUUAAAUAUGCUCAUUGGGCGACCGUGGAUACAUGACACAGAGGUCAUACCUUCAUCCUUAUACCAAAAGGUCUGGUUUCCAUAUGAAAGAGCUCUAGUUACUAUAUAUGGCGAUACUUUGACUGUGCCAAAGCCCAUUUUUGGUAUUGAUUCUGAGAAGGAGCCAUUGACCUUGGAUGGCUUUGAGAUUAAGAAGCCUGGUUUUGAAAGAAGAGAAAAGGAAGAGGAGAAGAUCCCUAUGGAAUUUGCUCCUUACAGCAACAACAAUGUGGUGGCAAUGAUGAGGAGAACGAAUUACCUUCCAGGAAUGAAUUUGGGGAAGACUGUAAAAAACCCAUAUGAAGCAAGGACAAGUGAUGAAGAAGGGGGAGAAGCCACUAAUAAUGAUGAUGAAGGUAGCAAUAGCAAGAGUGAUAAUAGUAGUGACAAUAGCAGCAACGAUGAUGGAGAUAGUGAGGAUGAUAGCAACAGUGAGAGUGAAAGCAACAAUAGUGAAGACUAUGAUAGCCAAUAUAGUGGCAACGAUUGGGGUGAACCCUCUAGUGAUAGAGAAGAUGAAGAUGAAGGGCUUUACUAUGAAGACUAUAAUGAUGAUGUAGACUACUAUGAUGGAGAUAUAGAAGAUGAUGUUGAAGCUGAACCUAUAGACAUGGGAAGCAAUGCCGGAAGUGAUCAAUAUAGGCUAGUAAAUGUGCUAGGAGCUAUAGGAGAGGAGGUUGAAAAAGCCAAUAAUAUAGACUAUGAUGAUUACCCCUAUAAGCGUCCCUCAGAUUGGAGCUGCAUUAUUGAUGUUAGUUCAAGGUCCAGUCCCUGA
Molecule: messenger RNA, 858 nt
Organism: Quercus robur (English oak)
Lineage: Eukaryota; Viridiplantae; Streptophyta; Magnoliopsida; Fagales; Fagaceae
Product: stress protein DDR48-like
Exons: 2
Coding region: 1-858 (285 amino acids)
Source: RefSeq, a predicted model, not a curated record